This is a messenger RNA of Patiria miniata (bat star), 2708 nucleotides long. RefSeq names its product monocarboxylate transporter 12-like. Gene Ontology annotation, biological process: transmembrane transport; monocarboxylic acid transport. The transcript has 6 exons. The record is from RefSeq and is a predicted model, not a curated record. Gene Ontology annotation, molecular function: monocarboxylic acid transmembrane transporter activity. The coding region runs from base 661 to 2004 and encodes 447 amino acids. Lineage: Eukaryota; Metazoa; Echinodermata; Asteroidea; Valvatida; Asterinidae.
AUGACUCAUAACUACCUCCCCUACAUCUACACUACUCCCAUUGUUCUCCCCCACUUUGGAAAAUGUCUUGCGCUAACCACAACUUUUCUGUGCUUAUGCUCAGGCACACAUAGUGUAACUACAGUCCUUUGAAUUCCACUGUGCUUGUGGCCCUAUGCAAUAAUGCAUGUAUGUACAUGUACAUGUCCAUGUACAGACCAUGUAGAAGGUCAAAUCUGUUUACACUGCACUGAAUAUCGAGACUGUACAUUGCGUUACAAUAUUGACCCAUAAAAUUGUGUGUACAGUGUACUGCAUUGUGCAUGGAAUUCUUUGAGUGACCGUGAUACGUGAGAGGGGUCGGGUAGACUAGACCUAGGGCCUAGCCUAUGCCAAUUUCAGCUCGACUCAUCCUACUUCUCUUCAAGUUAUGACUACUGGCAGCAUAUUGAUACAUACGAAUGGAUAUCAUCCUGUCAAUCAGCAGAAAAUCAUACAAAACGCAGCGUGUCAAUACCGGUACCGGAAUCUGAUGUAACGUCAAAAUCUCGAAAAAGGAAUAUUAUCGACGAAGGUGAAACGAAGAAUAUACGCCUACACUAGAAAGGUGUCGGCAUCUACUUUUUUGGAAAUCCUAACAAGUCGCAACCGUCUCUUUGCUCGUGCUGUGAUUUGGCUAAAAUGGUAUCGGCGGGACUUCAGCAACCCGUGACGGUGAAUUACGACCAGGACAGAUGGGGAUGGCUCAUGGUGGCCGCAGCGUUCGUCAAUGCGUUCGUCAUCAUGGGUCAGCUCAAAGCACUAGGUGUACUCCUCAUACCGAUGACCAACGACUUCGACAGUGAACUGUGGCUUGUUGGCUGGGUGGCAGUCCUGUAUAGCAUGACACAGGAUUGUUUCGCACCUGUCGUAGGAGCACUCUCUCGUCUACUAGGCGCACGCCCCAUGAUCGUCAUGGGUGGAGUUCUGUAUACGUUGGGCUUGAUUCUGGCGUCGAUAUCACCUUCAGUUCCGCUGUUGGCAGUUUUCGUUAUUGGACUAUCAGGUUUUGGUGCUUCGUUCAAUUGGUACAUCGGUUUUGCUGUAAUGGCUUCUUACUUCAAGGAGAAAUAUCCGUUAGCUAUUGGACUGUCAACGAUGGGUAUUCCCCUUGGUAUAAUGGCUUAUGGGCCCGUAACCCAGGUUCUUCUCAACACCUACGGCUGGAGAGGAACCAUGCUUUUACUAGGAGGGAUCUCGUUUCAUCUUGUGGCGUGUGCCUUGUUAGUGCGACGGGAUCCAUCUUCCAAUUCAGCUAAUUCAGACACUGAUCAGUACCAAGAAGUGUUGGUUCUCGAUGAAGAAGAAAAUGCGCAGGAAGAAGGGGAUGCUCCCAAUCAUACAAGACGCACACAAGAAAAGAGAGAAAAAACGUAUUGCCAGCGCUUGAUAGAGGCGAUGGAUUUCAAAGUGCUUGCCGAUAAAAGGUUUGCUUUGCUUGUUUGUGGCGGGUGCUCAGCCGCGUUUGCAUACAGCGCUUGGCUGGUGUUCAUGGUGCCGUAUGGGAAAUUCCAAGGCCUGAAUGACACUCAGGCGUCGUUCCUGCCUACUGCGUUCGGUAUUGGCAACGUCAUUGGUAAGCUACUGGCACCCCUCUUACAGGAGCUCGGCAUGAAACUGCCCAUGACAUUCUGGGCGUGUUUCGGGGCAGCUCUAAUAAGUGGUUCGUUCGUCGUAAAUGCCUUUAUCAGACCGUUCAUCGGACUGUUAGCCGUUACGGGACUAGUGGGUGUUGGUUACGCCGCGAUGUACCAAGCCAUUGAUGUCAUUUUACGGUUCAUCUCGACAGACGACCGGUUGGUUAGUAUACUAGCCUGGCAGGGAGUCUUUGCUGGAGUUGCAGGGGCGCUUGGUGGAUUGGUGUCAGGUUGGAUUUACGAGUGGACGGGGACUUUCUUCAUAUCCUUCUUCGUGUAUGCUGGGGUGACAUUGCUUUCGAUUCCCUUUUUCAUCAUGGAAGCUGCAUACGAUAAACAGACGCACUAGUACAGCCAGGCUUCGAGAUUGACUUUGAAGCUGUGACUUCUGUGACAAAGAGAACUGUCUCUUGGAGGACAAUGACAGGAAUGCACUCUCAUCACAACAAGAAGGCAGCAUCGCCGGGUUCUUUAAUAUUGCACUGCAAAUAGCAUCCAUUUACCAGCGGAGGUAGAAGAAACAACUCACCCAGCUAUGUGUUAAGCGUCAACACUUAGCUAAAACAUUUUACGGAUAGAACAUUUUGGGGCCACUAUUUAGAAGAAAAACGGUGCUUACUUCGACCAAAAACCUCUAAAAACGUAAAAUACUGAAUCAAACGUGUGUCUCUAUUUUGUAUAUGUGUCUCUAUUUAUGUACAUGUGUAUUAGCCUUGAUCUGAGGAAAUUCAGACAUCGUAUAAUGCCAUUAAAAUGGCAAAUCUAAAGAAGAGAAUAUUUACAGACUGAAGAACAAAAAUCCUGACUUUUUGUUUCACGUAAAUAGUUUUAGGAGUGAGAAAUUAAGGCAAUUAAGAUAAUUUGCUCAUCUUGGGAGAUCGAAUAGUUGCAGUAAGAUCAUAGCUUUCCAUUUGGAAUACUCACUUUGGAAGGAUUUGGCCCCAAAAUAAAGACGCUUAAGAAUGUAAACUCGAAAUAGAUUUAAUGUAUAUUCGAACAGCUUCAAAUUUUUACAUGAAAUAAAGAUGUUAAGUGAUGACAUUAUUACUCGAA